AUGCGCGGACGCUACGACGUUACUCACAGGCUUCAUGUUCGAGCCGACAACUCCAAAUCGUCCUCUUCGAGCGCGUCAUCUUCUCAGAAGAGCGCAACAACCAGUGCAUGCAAAGGGUCUUCCUGCGAACUCCCGGCUGGGAACACACAUCAGACUAACACGGCCGUUAUAGUCGCGGUUGUGGUCCCGGUUUGUUUGGUCGCGAUCGCGCUAUCAAUCGUGCUGUAUAUGGUGUGGAAAAAGGGCAAAAAAGAAGCUCUGGAAGAUAACGAUCCGGACUACGAUGGUGACGGAGAUUUUUUCCCUUCCAUGGGUCCGCAUUACGAGUUGAAGGAUUCGUUUCCUCGCGGAAACUCGUCUGGAAGUAAUUUCGACGGGUUCGAGCCAAAAAUUCCUUACGAGUAUGGUGGUGUUGGUGUCCCAUCGCUGGGACCUAAUAGUAUGCGUACAGGUACUCCAGCAGAAGCGUUUCAACUACCACAUGGAACGGGCCGUGAAGAUUUACGUGAGUUUGCAAGAAGUUUGGAUGCAAACGAUUUCAGUGGCUACCGGUUAGCAUCGAGAAGUGCAAGUGAGCUUUCACUAACACAACCUUCCGUCCCAAUGAACAAAGUUCGCCCCGCCGCGCCACUUCACAAAAAAUCUUUUACCAGUAGUAAUUUACUAUCCGUGGAAACUUCCUCUUUCAGCAAUCCCAGCCCAGAGAAAGCAUCUCCCGCUAAUCAUCAGUUCCGAGAACCAUCCGGUGCCGCGGAAUCUACUGGCCCAUUAAGAAGAUCGGCUAGUUUUGAGUUCGAGGCCAGCCCUGUGAAGGACGUUCGCACAAAUGUGGAGCAAGGCUAUGUACGCUCGUUUAGUGGGUACAGUCCAGAUGAGCCAACUCAAGAAAGCAAAGAUGAUACCGCGAGCAUCGAUUUGGACAAUGCACCAAACGGGGUUCAAAAUCCAUUUCUUCCUGAGGGCUUCCCAGAAAAUGAAUACGUUGGCAAUUUCAAUAACAAAGAGGAGGAAAAUAUUAAGCGAAUGAAAAGCAUAUACGAAGUGUAUCUGGACAGAAAUGGGACUGUUGUUAAGAAAAAGACAGGCGACGCGGAAAUUUCAUCCAAGCAUGAGGUUCCUGUCGAAGAUCUACCAGCAGAUGCAUUACACCAGAUCAAUGCAAUGGCGGCUUCAAACACCGAUGCACAAUCGCCCAUACCUGCUGAAGACAAAUCCGGAAUUUAUGCGGAUGCUUCAAACUUGAGAUUACCAGCUGACGAGCCUCCCGACCAUCGUAUAGCCUCUUCAAUUUACUCGGAGAUGCCACCGGUCACCGACCACAGUCAAGCAAUCGAGCCACAACAUCUUGAACAGAAUCAAAAUAUGCAAUAUAUUCCGCAGCAGCCGAACCUUACUUAUCCACAGGGCGCAUACUCCAGGCAACCUGCAUUCCCACAGCAUAUGCACAUGCAACAACAACGUUUGCAUCUUCCACAACAGUAUUACCAUCCACAAGCGCUGGAAAACAUUCGAGAGCUUCCAACGCCGUCACAUUUACCCUUCUCCGCCACCACUUCAUCUUUGACCUCUUUCAGAGGUAACGGGAACGGCGCAAUCAACGCGAUAAUGGGUGAUGGAAGGUCUGCCAAUCCAAUUGAUCACCCCGAACUCUUUUACAACCAAACGUCACCGACGCAGGAUGGGUUUGCGAUAAAUCAUUCGACCCAAUCGUACUCUCAAGGUUCUCAGGUUCUACCGCACCAUUUGAGACAAAGUGUUGUAAUGACAAACCCUGCUGAACUUUCACAUUCUAAGCUAUACAAACCUGCUGGUUCGUUCCGAAACUACAGCGCUGCAAACUCGCGAAAUAACAGUAUGACGUCUCAGCAUACGAUGCAACAGCAUCAGGCUCAACUGGCUCAUCAGCGCGUCAGUGGAAUUCUGGAUGAUCACGAUGCCUAUCAGCGGCCGAACAUGAGUGCCAUCUUGCCCCUCAGUGGAUCUCAAGACGACCUCAGAAAACAAUUGGGAUCUUCCCACAAUUACAACAACGUCUAA
Lachancea mirantina is the source of this 2037-nucleotide messenger RNA. Lineage: Eukaryota; Fungi; Ascomycota; Saccharomycetes; Saccharomycetales; Saccharomycetaceae. The record is from the annotation of a GenBank genome assembly.